AUGGAAUUACCAUACAUUCAGCAUCAGAUCUCUCCCACAAGGCCCCAGUCACAUGCCGACACCCAGCAGGACCUGGGAUCGGCACGAAAUGCACACUUGGGCUUACCUACAGACUACGCCAAGCUUAGUUCUGCGGCCCAGCACCAGAUCUAUUCCUUCAAUGGACCAAUGCAUAUCUCGCAUCCAUUCUUAUUUGCACUUCCGGGCCUUCCUCAGCGCUACUCAAUGGCGCCACAUUGGGGGAAUGUAGGAUUUUCUGCAGUCCCAAACCUGCAGCUCCCAAAAUUUUCCAAAGACCCUCACCCGGAAGAGGCCACCAGAUACACUUCUCCUGCUUAUUCGGCCAACAGUUCGAAACCUGUGUCAUCUUCUUCCAGUGCGUUUUUCGGCACCCCAUAUUUGGGGUCGUACGUCUCGCAGUCGUCCGCCGACUCGAUCCAGUCAAAAGCAAAGCCGGCUAAAUCAGAUCACAGUUUUUUCGGCGAGAUCUGCGACACAAAUCUGAUCGAAAUAGCCAAAAAAAAUAUCCAGACUCCUUUCGAUGAAUUGGCCCAUUCCGUGAAGGUGGCCGAGACGAACCUCGCCCACAUUGUUGGAUCGAGCUCGAAACAUUCCAGAGAUAAUCGUCAGGCUGAAGCACACAAAAAAAGACAGCACCAGAUCCUGGCUAUGGUUUUUCUGAUGAGACGUGUACAGAUCAAGGAGUCUGCCGUAUGCCCAAGGAACAGGAUUUUUAACCAGUAUGUGCAGCUGUGCCAGCAGCACGGGGUGCAGCCUGUGGUGAAUGCGUCUUUUGGGAAGCUGGUCAAAGCGCUCUUUCCAGGCAUCAAGACCCGGAGGCUGGGGAUCAGGGGUUCCAGCAGAUACCAUUACUGCGGCAUAAAGCUGGUAGGAGACUCUGAUGAAGUUGAGUCUUUGGCGUCGACCACGUCAACGACUCCCACUAUUGGGUCUCCGGCAGCUGCUCAAACAAGCGAACCGUCUGCUGAUAUUCAUUUUGAUCUUAGUUUGGAGGAUAACUUUUUCAACAGGAUGAGCAUUGAGGAACCGGAUCUUGGCAUCAGCGGCCUCAACAGUAUUUUGCAUCUUUUUGACCCUGGUGAGCAGAAGGAACUGAAGGAGAUUGAGGAUUACUAUGGUGCCCACUGCCGCAAGGUUUUGCAUUGUAUUCGGUUCAUGAAAAUUAAAACACUGUUCGAGAGCAUGUCUUCAGAUUUUCUAGGCUUGUCCAUCCGUGCAAAAAGUCUUCUGUCUUCUCCCCAUGUGAUUUCGUGGAUCUUGAGAUGCGACAACGCGCUAUACAUAGCAUGUAUCAGACUGCUGUCCAGAAUGAUAUUUCAAAGUGUGCCUGAGCAUGUUUGCGUUCAGAUGACGAACGUGAAUACUUAUUUUGUGAAGUAUGUUAGGGAUAUGGUGCUACCCGAUGAGCUUGUCCAGGCCAAGCUUCCCGCAGCUGAGACUUUUGUGAAAAUGACCUCUCGGCUGACUAGGGUAAUUCUGGCAGGUCACAACUGUGCCAGAAAUCUUUGCCAGCCAUCGGUUGUGCUAGAAUUACUACAGGACUGGGAAGCGCUGGACGUUAGGGAAAUUGUCAAACGAGAGAUUAGAUGUCAAAAGCUGGAAGAGAUUACAGAUGUCUUGCAACACGAUAUCACCAAUCUUUUCCGCGAGGUUUCUACACUCACCCUUCAUGGCCAGGAGACUAAAGACAUCAUCAUUCAGACUUUGAGCACCAGGAUAUCCAGGAUUCCCGAAAAGUUCCUCGAUGUGAGCCCACAAACUUUUUUGUUGAUAAGCAAUCAGUUGGUUGACUCGAUAAUGAGACAGCUGACUCUGGACAACCGCAACCAUAUUGUUGUCUGGUGGGGGCUGAGUUGCUGGCUCAAUGAGUUUUUUAUUUUCCUUGCCGAGCUUGGCGGCUACACCAAGCUUGUUGCUGAUUAUGAGAGUCCGAGAGAGUAA
Ogataea angusta is the source of this 1962-nucleotide messenger RNA. RefSeq lists its product as uncharacterized. Lineage: Eukaryota; Fungi; Ascomycota; Pichiomycetes; Pichiales; Pichiaceae. The transcript has a single exon. Bases 1 to 1962 code for a protein of 653 amino acids. The record is from RefSeq and is a predicted model, not a curated record. Gene Ontology annotation, molecular function: RNA polymerase II cis-regulatory region sequence-specific DNA binding; DNA-binding transcription factor activity, RNA polymerase II-specific. Gene Ontology annotation, biological process: regulation of transcription by RNA polymerase II.